AUGUCUCAAGCAUCUAUUUUUGAACAGGCUAACGAGUCAGUCUCAUUUCUGAGAGACAGUUUACCGGAGGCGCUCCAAAAGCCUCUAGUUGCUAUUGUCUGCGGCUCUGGGCUGAGCGGCCUAGCAAACACGGUCCAGGCAGAGCCCAGAGCGGAAUAUGACUAUUCAGCAAUUCCUCACUUCCCUCGCCCCACAGUUGCUGGACAUGCCGGAAAGCUGGUAUUUGGACUGUUGGGCCAGAAGAUCCCCGCAGUCUUGAUGGUUGGUCGAGCACACUACUAUGAGGGCCAUUCAAUGGAUCAGGUUACAUUCCCCAUUCGUGUGUUUAAGCAGUUGGGCGUCGAUACUGUUAUUCUGACGAACGCGGCCGGUGGCCUGAAUUCUAAGUAUAAUGUGGGAGAUAUCAUUGUGCUGAAUGAUCAUAUCUUCCUAGCCGGCCUUGCCGGGGUCCAUCCUCUCAGAGGACCUAAUGUGGAAGAGUUUGGAGUCCGCUUUCCACCUCUAUCCGACGCAUAUGACCUAGAUCUUCGUCGUAACGUCCACCAAGCAUGGAAAGAAGUCAUUCCGUCUCAGAGUACCAGAAAGCUACACGAGGGAGUGUAUGCAUUCGUUAGUGGUCCCACGUAUGAAACGAGAGCCGAGAGCCGUAUGCUUCAAAUGAUGGGUGCUGACGUAGUCGGUAUGUCGACCGUGCCAGAGAUUGUGGUGGCGAGGCACUGUGGCCUUCGCGUGCUGGCAUUUAGUCUGGUCACCAACAACGCUGUAUUGACACCUGUUCCCCGUGGAGACGAGGAACUGUUCCAGGGCAAGACCGCUGAUGAGCUCAACGCCAUUCUGGAAGAGGGAAAGGCGGGCCAUGAAGAGGUCUUAGAGGCUGGUCGAACAGCAGCCUUGGACAUGCAGAAAUUGGUGGUGCACACCCUGGAGGCUGUUUUCAAAGUCUAG
Molecule: messenger RNA, 945 nt
Organism: Penicillium taxi
Lineage: Eukaryota; Fungi; Ascomycota; Eurotiomycetes; Eurotiales; Aspergillaceae
Product: purine-nucleoside phosphorylase
Exons: 7
Coding region: 1-945 (314 amino acids)
Biological process (GO): nucleoside metabolic process
Cellular component (GO): cytoplasm
Molecular function (GO): purine-nucleoside phosphorylase activity
Source: RefSeq, a predicted model, not a curated record